AUGACAGAUAUAUUAUCUAUACUAUUAUCUUUAUCAAAAGAUAAAUAUAAAGAUAUAAUAGGUGUUGGUUUAAAAUCAAUACUAUCAAGAUCAUAUAUACAAAUGUAUGAAAUAAUACCAAAUAAUCCUCAUAAAAGGAUUGAAUCAUUUUAUAAUAGUGCAAUUGAUAGGAUUGCAAAUGUUUAUCAUCAAAUUGAAACAACACAUUCGAUUACCGAUGAUCAAGAUUUAAGAGAAUUGGCAAACCUAGCUGAAAAGAAUGACAAGUUGUGUAGAAUAUUGGCAAAGAGAGAGGUAGUAAUGACUCUGUUACGUAUCAUUGUCAAUGGAGAGGAAUUAUGGAAACAAAAUUAUUAUAGUCGUUUACCUCUAACUGAAGAAACUAUCUAUCAAAUUUAUACUACUCUUGAUAAUGAUUCAUUUAUUUUGGAUUGUACUGAUUUAUUAAAUCAUAUUUUACCUUGGGUAAAAGUCCAAGAUAUACCAUAUGAAGGGAUUUUUUAUGUAAUUAAAAAUCAUCCAAUGUCACCAUCAAGUUAUCGGUUGACAUGUACGAUAUUGAGAACAAUGACUUUGAAUAGAGAAACCAUUGUACCAUUUAUUAGUGUUGGAAUGAUUAGAAUGGUUAGAUUCUUUUUGGCUAAUCAAGUCAGUUAUGAGUAUUCACAGUUACAAGAUUAUUGGUUACAAAUUACUAGGAUUAUGUACAAAGAUAGGGAAUAUUAUUUUAAAUCAUUAUCAACACAAGAUCAAUUAUACAUAGAGGAAUCUUAUAAAAAUGGGAGAUUUAAAUUAUGGAUUCUUCCAACAAAAGAAUUACGUAUCUCACCUUUUAGUGUAAUGACUGAAAUCAUUUCAGAUGGUAUUGGGUAUUAUCAAGGUUGGAUCAAUGGUACAGCAUUAUUUAUGGAUCAUAUCUAUUCAGAUUCACCUAUUUCCGAUAUGAUCUAUCGGAGAUUAGAUUCAACCUUGACUAGGUAUUUGGCAAGUUCAUUAUAUGCAUCAUCAUUGUUACUCUAUUUCACAGUAUUCCUUUCUCGCAAGGGAUUAAUCUUUUAUACUUUAUCGACUGGUUUAUCAAUGUCCAUUCACACUUACCAAGACAAACUUGUCAAUCACCAAAAAUUAAGUGGUCCCAUUUACAGAGCUUUUCAAAAAUAUUAUCAAACUGAUCAUCAUCCAGGUUCAUCAAUCACUAUGAAUAUGGAUAUUGAUCAACUCAAUCAAAAUAAUAUUAUUAAAGAUAAAUCUGAUAUUUUAAAUUAUCGAUUUAAAUAA
Messenger RNA from Cavenderia fasciculata, 1278 nucleotides. RefSeq lists its product as uncharacterized. The coding region runs from base 1 to 1278 and encodes 425 amino acids. The transcript has 3 exons. NCBI's taxonomy places the organism in Eukaryota, Evosea, Eumycetozoa, Acytosteliales, Cavenderiaceae. The record is from RefSeq and is a predicted model, not a curated record.